UGGGUUAGCUGCCUCUCACCACUGCAGGGGGCUCCCAGCUGCUGGAUAGCCUCUCCUCCUCUCCUGCCUUCACUGCUAACUCUGCUGGGGCCAAGUCAAGCCGCCCAACUUCUCAACGGCCUUGCAGGUAGAGGAGAAUCCAUAACAAGAUAAAGCAAAAAAGAGGAGGAAGGUUUUCUUUCCCAGUCCAGAAAAAAUAACCUGUUGGAUUAUAAUCUGCAAACAGUGGAGAGUGCCGGCAUGAGCAACGAGGGGCCAGAGAAUCCCAUCGCAUCUACACUGACCGAGGGCCUGAAGAGGAAGAGGGGGAGACCAAAGAAGAAGCCACAGGAGGAUGGUGGAAACACAGCUGUUAUCCCACAGGAUGGUGUGGAACCACAGCCAGUGAAGAAACCACGAGGAAGGCCAAAAGGAAGCAAGAAACUGACUACUAUAACUGGGGGAAUGGCAGAUCCUUCUGCUGGGAAAAGGCCAAGAGGGAGGCCCCGCAAGUGGCCUCAAGCAGUGGUCCAAGAAGGAGAAUCUGAGGGUGGAAAUCCUCUGGAAAGCAGUGACUUGAAUUUGAACUCGGCACCAGCCACACAAGGCCUCACUGGUGCCAGGUCUGGCAAAACCACUGGUCUUAGGAGAUGUCUGAGCAACAUCCCUGCUGCAGCUCAGUAGAGUCCCACCUGCUCAUGUCUUGCUGAAGCCAGAGGACUGGAAAGCAAACAGGACUUCGAAUGUUGUAUUUGAGAUUCAUUUGUGAUAAUUUUAGCCAAGUUCUCUCCUGUUGCCUGUGGACUUGCUUACCCCAAACAUCCAAACAAGGAUUUAGAGGAAGAAAUGGCAAAUGCCUUGUUGGAGAGUUGCCUUUUACAGUUUGUAGUAUAUCCUUUGUGAUUCUAACAAUUUCUCUUUAAAAUACUUGUAUAACCUGGUGCCUUGCCCUGACACAGAGAGCAGUAUUUCAACAGAAGUUGACUCAGCAAUUACAGAUACAGGAAAGGAAAUGUAUUUACACAUCUAUUACACAGCUAAUGGCUGUGCUUGUCUGCUGUAUCACCUCUGGCAGACUGAUGGAGCAGUGCCACCAGUUAAGUUUUGCUGUGUUACCCAUAGGGACUGCAUCUGAAAGACAGUCUUUGAGUCCUUUAUUAACUAGUUUAGAAAGAAAAGCCUUGGUGGCAUUUCCAGCUUGCCCCAGUGGCCAGUAACUUGCAUGCUUUAGGGGAAAGUUUGCACCCUGAUGUCUUAGGGAUUGAAUCUGAAAUGUUUAUCUUAAACAAAAAUUGUUAUGUGAUCAGCUCAGGGCCACCUUCUUUAUCUUCUGGCCUAGUGGCUUUCCCCCUGAGUUGGAUAGCAGCUCUAAGUGCACAGCGCUCACAAGCUUAGUCACAGCCACUGGAUUUGAUCCCUUCAAAGGAGUGUUUGUAAGGAACCAGUUCUACAAAAGUUGCUUCCUUGCAGAGCCUCGGGAUUACAUUUAAAUUAUUCCAAUUCAGUCCCUAACAUGCGUGUGUGAGGUCCUCUAGUGUCACAACUAUGCAAAUGAAAGCUGCUGAUAGUUUAGUUUUGGGAGACAGCAAUAGCCAGUUGGUUUGAGAUUGUUGCUGGCUGCUCUCAGUUUCACACUGUUUGCAGGUUUUGUGCUUUUGGUGUCAGAGCUGGACUUGUUAAAUUCUGAGGAAUUGAGGGUAUUUCCAGUAUCCAGUUGCAAAUAGUGAAAUCCCCGUGGUAUUUUCCAUCUCCUGGAUGUUUUGCCUGCCUUUUAAAGGGACAAAGUGGGUAUUUCAAUUAUCUCUGACAGGAUGUAAAAUUGGCUAGCUUUACAGUGUUAAAUAUUUAAACAGAACAUAAUUUGCUUUAAAUUUAUGGUGGUGCAGAGCAGAAAGCCAUGAAAUGGAUGUAUAUAUUGAACUCAUUUAUUAUCUUUUCAUCAGAGUUCUGUUCCCUUGGCAAGUAUUUAUUUAACACAAGAAAAUGUAUGCAGAAUUAAGAAGGGCUGAUUGGAGAGAUAAUGGGGGAAAAGCGGUUUUUUUUCCUUUUAGGUCAUCUUGUUCAGUCCACCCAGUUUAGUACUGAUGAGUCCUUAUCCCAUUAAUUCUGCUUAGUAGUGAUGAGAUUCCCAGUCCUAAUUCUGUGUGGUGUCUGAUUUGCCCUAAGGGAACUCUCUUGUGUAUGGAGCAGAAAACUGCAUCACAGCUAAUCUUUGUGCCUCCAGUACCAAAUAGCAGAGAAAUCAAGGACUAAAUGGAUUAGAUCACAGGGACUGACCUAAAUCCUGUGCUAUGGGAUGAGCUGUGCUGCCAGAUACGAGGAGGAGUUUGACCCCCAGCUGGUGCUGUGGGGAUAAUUCUAGGUGGGAUGUGAUACAAGUGAGUCUGUGCUGCUGAUGGUUACAUGAGAAGGGGAAUUCUGCUGCUCUCCAGUGCACACACAGGUUCAGCUGCAGUUCAUGUCUGCAUUCAAAGGCCACUCCAGUAGCAGACCAAAAUGUUUUACCAACUUCUGUGCCUGAUUUCCAGCUGAAUUGGCAGGUUCAGUCUCUGUUUGCAAGGCUGUGCUGCCUAUUUAAUUAACCCCUGCUACCUGAGAGCAAUAGCUGUUGUGGUGUGAGACUGGAACUUCAGCUUCUAAAUGGAUUAGGGAUUACAUCUGUAAAAGACUCAAGCUUUUCCUGUGACAUCAGACAGUCCUUUCUCAGCUGGUGGCAUGGAAUAGGGGUGCAAACUGCCUUGGCUAGAUAGUAAAUCCAUCUGCUUUAGGUCAGCAGUAUUCCUUUGGGAAGUACCUGCAAAGUACUUCUCUUAAAAUUAAAAAAUCCCCCAAAAAUCUAGUCUUUGCUACCUCUUACUACUCUGCUGAAAAACCAUGGUAAAAAACUUGUUUCCAUGAAAAUGCAAGUGCUGCAGGAGAACAAACAGAAUUCCACUCUUUUAGGAGCUCUUCCAUGUGCCCAUAGCUUCAGCUUCCAUGUUUACACAGAGAAUUAGAAUGGAAGUCAAUGUCUAUGAAAGGUGGGCAGAAGUCCAGACACCUUCAGGGAGCUGGGAUCUCUCACUGGAUCACUUGUAUUGUCUUCUUUGAAAUUAUAAACAUUUUUAUUACCUAUAUAGUUAAUUACCUUUUCUGUAUAGACAGACCUACCUCGAAGCAAGUACACAUCAAGUUUUUUUAAGCUCAGGCAGUUUUGGUCUGACUUGGCCAAAAAUAAAAGGUCAUUACAGUUGGUUAAAUCACAGGAGGUGAGUGAGGUUUGUUGUCUAGCAAAGUUUGGAAGUUCUCCAUAAAUGGUUUUGGUGA
Messenger RNA from Pseudopodoces humilis (Tibetan ground-tit), 3285 nucleotides. RefSeq lists its product as uncharacterized. Gene Ontology annotation, biological process: regulation of DNA-templated transcription. Gene Ontology annotation, cellular component: chromatin; nucleus. The record is from RefSeq and is a predicted model, not a curated record. Gene Ontology annotation, molecular function: transcription coregulator activity; DNA binding. NCBI's taxonomy places the organism in Eukaryota, Metazoa, Chordata, Aves, Passeriformes, Paridae.